GCGUGUGCGCAGCGUCUGACGCAGCGUAUGACGCGGCUGGCCAGGAGACGAGAGUUGAAUAUGGGGGGAACUUUAUGUUAUGCAUGUGGUAAAGUUUCAUUCGAGACUAUCCCUGACAGUAGCUAGCUAACGUUAGUACUGUAGCAACUAGCUACAGUACUCUUCUAAUUUCUACAAAAUUGUAGCCUAGCUGAUCUGGUCACUGGAUAAACUCAUUCUUGUCACACCUCAAUCAACUGAAUUCUGGCUAGCUAGCUAGUUACAUGGAAGCAUCUGAAUAUCUCCUAUGCAAGUGGAAAGGCCACCACUGGCCAGCUAAGGUUUUGAGAAGAGUGUGCAAUUCCAAGAGGAAGAAGGAUAUGGAAGUGGAAAUGUUGGGAGAAGGUCACAGAGGAGUGUGUAUUUUGUUUUGCAGAGUGUGGGUGCAGCAGAAGGAAACGCAAGCCCUGACCCAAGAAUGCAUCGAGAGCAUCUCUGGACAUCUGAGUGAUCAUGCUUCCAAAAGGAGGGACCCAAUAAGAGAAUUGAAAUACCGGAGAGCACUGCGCUUGGCAUUGGAUAUGUUCCCCUCAGGAGAGACGAGCAGCACUCUGGUGUUAGGAGACCCCAGAACAUCCGAAAAGGGAAGAGACCAACAGUUGCCAUCGGCGCCUGAAGAGCAAGAAACGAGAGCAAGAGGCGUCAUCCGAGCAAAUGAGCCUCAGUCUGAGGAAAACAACGAUUGUGCCUCUCAAAAAACAAGUCCGGGUGCAGCUCAAGAGAAUGUCACUGUUCACAGUGUGGCCGAUGUGUCAAGUGAUUUGAGCCUUACUCCACCUUCUUCAUCCCCACUGCAACCGCUCCAAGUGUCCUUCGACGAACAGGAGGACAGUAGUCUGGAGGAUGAGGAGGAUGAUGACCUACCCAGUUUCACUUCACCAAAGAAAACCCUAUCCAUCACAAAGGGAGCUUGUGUCUGGUGUAAAUAUCGACGUUGCCCCUUCUGGCCUGCUAUGAUCAUGUAUGUUUCCCGCAAAGAGAAGAAAGCCAGCGUCGUGUUCAUCGACACAUUUCUUUUCACACAGAAGAGGAAGAGCGUCAAGGUCUCCUUAAAGAAUAUCAAGCCCUUUGACUGUGAGGAGUCAAAUGAGUUGGUGGACAAAGCCAAGGAGAUAUAUGGUACUGCCAUCCACUAUUGCCUGAAGCUUAUUGGGGACUAUAGAAUUCGCCUUGGUUGUGGUUCAUUUUCCGGUUCCCUCGUUGAGUAUGUUGCUGAUGACAUCAGCAUCCCUAUGAGAAAGCUGUACCUUCUCGGCCCAUCUGACAGUUAUCUGGCCUCGCCAAGUCAAGACGUGGAGGACCAGAGAAGUUACCAGGGGACUCCGGAAGACCAUGCGACCACCGAGGCCAGUGACCAGGAGCCACAGGUCUCCAAGAGACUGCUACCUGACCGCGCCAAGGCUGCACGGGACCGGGCCAACGACAAACUACUGCAGUUCAUCGUCGAUAAAAGAGGCGUGGAAAGGCACUUGCGGGCUAUUAUCAGCGGUCAGGGGGUGUCCAAGUGGCUGAAAGCCUUCCGCAAGGCCAGUGGUCAAGCAGUGGACCCCUACUUUGAGACGGACCAGCAGGUGGAGCAGGUUUUCACUUAUCUCAGGAGCAUCAUGGAGGAAGCCUUGCCAAGUCUGCCAGAGUUAGAUCAGAUCCGCUUCAUCCUCGAAGUGCUCUUACCAGAGGCUGUCAUUCAUGGAAUCUCGGAGGUCGAUGACAUAUCCCUGGUUAAGGCUGAAGAGAAAUACUCACAAGGGCCUGGCAUCAGUAAUAGAGAGCGAGAGGAGUUUGACCUUAUGAUUGUGCAGCAGAUGAAGAAAAAGCACUGCAGAAAAGAUAAAGAAUAAGAAGGGUUGUGUGUUCUGUUUCGGGUUUGCAUUGGCUAAUGCCACUAGUGUUUAUAUUGUUCAUAGGUUAUGUGUUUAUAGGUUACAUACUCUUUAUUUUUCAAUACAAUCAUUUGUAUACUGAACAAAAAUAUAAACGCAAUAUGCAACAAUUUCAAAGAUUUUACUGAGUUACAGUUCCUAUAAGGAAAUCAGUCAAUUGAGAUACAUUCAUUAGGCCCUAAUCUAUCGAUUUCACAU
Oncorhynchus mykiss (rainbow trout) is the source of this 2117-nucleotide messenger RNA. RefSeq names its product PWWP domain-containing DNA repair factor 3A. NCBI's taxonomy places the organism in Eukaryota, Metazoa, Chordata, Actinopteri, Salmoniformes, Salmonidae. The record is from RefSeq and is a predicted model, not a curated record.